AUGGCAUAUCGAGACGAUGUGAUUGUGUUUGGAACAACGAAAGAAGGAUACGAUAACAAUUUCAAGAAACUUUUUGAACGAUUCAUGCAGAAAAAUGUGCGCAUCAAACCAUCUAAGUGCAUGUUUGAAGUGAUGCAGUUGGAGUUCCUGGGAUUCAAUGUCUGUUCCAAAAGAUAUCGACCGGAUCCCAACCGAUUCCAACCUCGGGUGAAUAUCGAAUCCCCAAAAGAUCAAAAUCAUCCACGAUAA
Molecule: messenger RNA, 249 nt
Organism: Echinostoma caproni
Lineage: Eukaryota; Metazoa; Platyhelminthes; Trematoda; Plagiorchiida; Echinostomatidae
Source: the annotation of a GenBank genome assembly